Molecule: messenger RNA, 2718 nt
Organism: Drosophila elegans
Lineage: Eukaryota; Metazoa; Arthropoda; Insecta; Diptera; Drosophilidae
Gene: Cyp18a1
Product: cytochrome P450 18a1
Exons: 5
Coding region: 459-2075 (538 amino acids)
Biological process (GO): xenobiotic metabolic process
Cellular component (GO): intracellular membrane-bounded organelle; cytoplasm
Molecular function (GO): iron ion binding; heme binding; oxidoreductase activity, acting on paired donors, with incorporation or reduction of molecular oxygen, reduced flavin or flavoprotein as one donor, and incorporation of one atom of oxygen
Source: RefSeq, a predicted model, not a curated record
GCCAUUAGUCGAAAACUAUAAACGCUCGACGCGAAAUCGUCUCCGGGUCUCCGUCUCCGACAUCGACUUCGACUUCGCCUUCGAUUUCGACUCCGUAACCCGCACAAAAAGCGUCAAUCAACAAACAGUUUUCGUUUCGUUUCGUUUCGUUACGCCACAAAUAAAUAUAAAUAUAAAUAUAUAUUUUAUUUGUUAUAUUUUUUUUUUGUUUUGUAUUUUUGUUGGCGCCUAUACCCAAACAUUUUUUGUUCAAGUGCCAGUCAAAAGCGAGUAAAAGCAAAAGUGACCAAUGGCCGAGGAGUGCAGUAAAUAAGAGACAACAGCAAUCAAGCGCAGGGGAAAUUAGCGAGCUAACUAAGCUAACUAAGCCCAACUAAGCCCACAAAACCCAAAAGCCACAAGAUCGGCAGGAAGCCCCGUUUAAAAGCGAAAAGAUCGAAAAGGAUCCAACGAUCACCAUGCUGGCCGACUCGUACCUGAUCAAGUUCGUGCUGCGGCAGCUGCAGGUGCAGCAGGAUGGCGAUGCCCAGCACCUGCUGAUGGUCUUCCUGGGCCUGCUGGCCCUGGUCAGUCUGCUCCAGUGGCUGGUGAGGAACUACCGCGAGCUGCGCAAGCUGCCGCCGGGGCCGUGGGGACUGCCCGUCAUCGGUUACCUGCUGUUCAUGGGCAACGAGAAGCACACCCGCUUCAUGGAGCUGGCCAAGCGCUACGGAUCGCUAUUCUCCACGCGACUGGGCAGCCAGCUGACCGUCGUGAUGAGCGACUACAAGAUGAUCCGCGAGUGCUUCCGGCGCGAGGAGUUCACCGGCCGCCCGGACACUCCCUUCAUGCAGACCCUCAACGGAUACGGCAUUAUCAACAGCACUGGCAAACUGUGGAAGGAUCAACGUCGCUUUCUGCACGACAAGCUUCGCCAGUUUGGAAUGACCUACAUGGGCAACGGCAAGCAGCAGAUGCAGAAGCGCAUCAUGACGGAAGUGCAUGAGUUUAUCGGCCAUCUGCAUGCCAGCGAUGGCCAGCCCGUGGACAUGUCGCCCGUCAUCUCGGUGGCCGUGAGCAAUGUGAUCUGCAGCCUGAUGAUGUCCACCCGGUUCAGCAUCGAUGACCCCAAGUUCCGGCGCUUCAACUUCCUGAUCGAGGAGGGCAUGCGGCUCUUUGGCGAGAUCCACACCGUCGACUACAUACCCACCAUGCAGUGCUUCCCCAGCAUUUCGACGGCCAAGAACAAGAUUGCCCAGAAUCGGGCCGAGAUGCAGCGAUUCUACCAGGACGUGAUCGAUGACCACAAGCGCAGCUUUGAUCCCAGCAAUAUCCGUGAUCUGGUGGACUUCUAUCUCUGUGAAAUUGAGAAGGCCAAGGCCGAGGGCACCGAUGCCGAGCUCUUCGAUGGCAAAAAUCAUGAGGAGCAAAUGGUCCAGGUGAUCAUCGAUCUGUUCUCCGCCGGCAUGGAGACCAUCAAGACCACGCUGCUGUGGAUCAAUGUGUUCAUGCUGCGCAAUCCCAAGGAGAUGCGACGCGUCCAGGACGAACUGGACCAGGUGGUGGGACGCCAUCGCCUGCCCACCAUCGAGGAUCUGCAGUACCUGCCCAUUACCGAGUCCACCAUCCUGGAAUCGAUGCGUAGAUCCAGCAUUGUUCCCCUUGCCACCACACACUCGCCCACAAGGGAUGUGGAGCUCAAUGGGUACACCAUACCGGCCGGCUCGCAUGUCAUCCCGCUGAUCAACAGCGUCCACAUGGACCCCAAUCUGUGGGAGAAGCCCGAGGAGUUCCGGCCAUCGCGGUUCAUCGACACCGAGGGCAAGGUGCGCAAGCCGGAGUACUUCAUCCCCUUCGGCGUGGGCAGGCGGAUGUGCCUGGGCGAUGUGCUGGCGCGGAUGGAGCUCUUUCUGUUCUUCGCCUCCUUCAUGCACUGCUUCGACAUUGCCCUGCCCGAGGGUCAGCCGCUGCCGAGUCUGAAGGGCAACGUGGGGGCCACCAUCACGCCGGAGGCCUUCAAGGUCUGCCUCAAGCGCCGCCCACUGGCGCCCACCGCCGCCGAUCCGCACCACAUGCGCAAUGUGGGCGCCAACUGAGGCGGUACCCUCGAUCCGCUCCAGAUCAAGAGCACGGUUUUGUUCCUACACCAAAAUACACACACACAAGACACACAAAAACAGAAACACAUUUGAGGAAGGAGACAAAGGGAGAGAGGCCCCCAAUGCUAUCCAUUUAGCCAUUUAAGUUAGUAGUUAUCCGCCCGCGGGAGGAGCAGAUCCUGUCCUGGCCAGAUCCCGGCCAGACAGGGAGCAGAGCAGCCAGAAGCUGUGACCAACCCACACAGAGGACUGCAACCAAUUCUAUUCUUUCACCCCCAAGAAGCUGUGUUCAACUAAUUGUAAUUACAAAACAACCCCUAGUUAUAUGCACCCUAGUUACGUUCGAUUCUAUUGCUAAUGUUAAUGUUUUUUAUUAUUAUUAAUAUUAUUAUUAAUAUUAUUAUUAUUAUUAUUAUUAUUAUUAUUAUUAUUAUUGCCGCUAAUAUUAGGAUACAUAUUGCUAUGUGUAAAGCCAGCAGGCCGAUUAAGUGUAGUUAGCUAACGUUCUUGUUUAUUCCUAGUAUUAGUGCUAGCUUAAUGUCCAAACAACAAACAACAAAACAAACUGUGGUUUAGUCUUACAAGCACACAUCAAAAAAUAGGCAAACGAUUCGCAAUAAAGAGAAACGUGUGAAAAAAA